CCGCGCGGCCAGCCCGGCAGAGGCGGCGCCGCCCAGCGGGAUCCGGGCUAAGUCUGGCCGCGCUCCUUUCCACUGAGGUGUGUGUCUCCCCGGCUGCUCCGGGCGGAGGUGGGCCCCUCCAGUGGCCGGCAGUAGCCACUGUGUGUGUGUGUGUGUGGGGGGGAUGCGACAGUCACCGAGAAGCGGCCGCGGAGCUGCUCCCACUCUGCCCACGUGCGGGGACCGGCAGGGGUUUCCCGGAGUUGCGCAUCUGGACUGGGCAGCAGGGAAGGACCCGGGGGUGGCUGGCGAGUCCCCGCGUGCGGAGGGUGCUGAGGCAGGGGCUGCCGGGCAAAGUGCGCGCGCGGGCUGCCGUCCUGGCCACCGCCAAAGCCAUGGCUUCCAAACUCCUGCGCGCGGUCAUCCUCGGGCCGCCCGGCUCUGGCAAGGGCACGGUAUGCGAAAGGAUCGCCCAGAACUUUGGCCUCCAGCAUCUCUCCAGCGGCCACUUGUUGCGGGAGAACCUCAAGACCGGCACCGAAGUUGGUGACGUGGCAAAACAGUACCUAGAAAAAGGUCUUUUGGUUCCAGAUCAUGUGAUCACACGCCUAAUGAUGUCAGAACUGGAGAUGCGGAGUGCCCAGCACUGGUUGUUAGACGGAUUCCCAAGGACAUUAGUGCAGGCAGAAGCCCUGGACAGAAUCUGUGAUGUGGACCUAGUAAUCAGUUUGAAUAUUCCUUUUGAGACACUUAAAGAUCGUCUGAGCCGACGGUGGAUUCACCCUUCUAGCGGGAGGGUCUAUAACCUGGACUUCAACCCACCUCAAGUGCUGGGGAUUGAUGACAUCACUGGUGAGCCACUUGUCCAACAGGAAGAUGAUAAACCUGAAGCACUUGCUGCAAGGCUAAGACGGUACAAGGAUGCGGCAAAACCAGUCAUCGAACUGUACAAGAGCCGUGGAGUGCUCCACCAGUUUUCUGGGACGGAGACUAACAGAAUCUGGCCUUAUGUUUACACACUUUUCUCCAACAAGAUCACACCUAUUCAAUCCAAAGAAGCAUACUGAGCCUGCCAUGGGAAGAACCAAGAAGACAUGGUCGCCCACUCAAUCAUGCGUGUAGUCUUGGUGCCCUGGCCAAAUUAGAAGCCAGCUGAGAUAGCUUGCAGCAUCUUUUCUAGUUUAAGUGAUGAAGUAAUGAGGAAAAUCUAGUAGGUAGAAAGAAUUCAGGAAGAAGGAAACCCUUCUCUGCCUUUGAAAGGGGCUCUGCGGGUGCAUGGCGCCCUUCACAGGAACGCGUAUAGACUGGAUCUCCACCAGUAUUGAGCCACCUGCUAGCUAUCAGAGCCUUUUUGCAUGCAGUGGUGGGCCCUCCGGUUUAUCCCACCUUCCACAGGCUAUGAAACCACGGCACUGUCUGCCUGAGAACUUGAAGGGCUGUGGUCCUGGCUUGCCCAUUGCCAUACGCUCUGACAAUUGACGCUAAUUGCACUCGGUGGUUGCUUUUCUCCGAUGGACGGUCUCUCCCUGGCUCUCAGACAUCCUCCUUUCUAUUGUCUGAAUCUUCUCUGCUUGCUCCCUUCUCGGGGUAUUCAGUCCCAUGAUAGCUUCUGCAUCUACCCUUCUAACUUCCUUUCUGCAAACUGAGAAGUAGGCGACUGUGUUCAGCCUUUCCCUUCUUCCUAGACACUGAUCCAGGUAGAAGGCUUACUUGGUUAAACAGCUGCUCUAUCUUGAGCCCACCCACUCUGUACCUCUUAUUGUUUAAAAAAGAUCCCCCCCAAAGUCUUCAGGGUUCUCAAAAAAAACAAGGGAAAUGCUUACUUAUGGAAAUGUGGGGUGACUGUAUCUUCUAUGUAGAAGUAGUAGUAAUCAUAUGGAAAUCACUGGACUAAUGAGAUGGUUGGGUUCAAGGCAAGAUGAAUAUUGAACAUGCUGCUAAAUAUUAACGCUGUCAGUGUUUUUCUUCUGUGAGUGACUAACCAGACGGUGGGAGGUCUGUAAAGGGAGCAAGCCUCUGAGGGCUUGGAGCAUCUUGCACUAGCUAGACGUAGCACCUGCACUGAGUAAGACAGCUUUACCGUUUUUUGGGAAUGCAGAGUCCUUUUGUUUGUUUUCUUCCUGUUCCAAAGAUGCAGUCUCUAAGUGGCCAUAAAGUCCAGAAAUUAAGAUACUGAGGUUUUAUCAGUCAUUGUGUGUCAAGAAAGCAUUUGUUAAGACUUUCCUUCCUGGAUCCCAGACUUGUUGGCCACCUUGUGAUCAUUUUUACUCUUUUUCUGGGAAGAACAGGGAAAUGUCUUCCCACUGCCUUAAAAAGGUGUCCUGCAUCUGCCUGUCCCCAGGAGGUGGUCCUUUAUUACUGGUGGUGACUUAGUGUGACAUCUCAUAGUCUGUGUGGGGUCAGGGUAUGGGGUGGGCUUAGCACUUUAGUGGAUUGAGACAUUAUUCCAUUCUGAAGGUGUCAUGUGUUCUGUGCUCCUGAGUCUGUCUGCCUCCCUGUACCGCUUGGACUCCUGGGGUUCCUCUCAGUCAUUUGUCACGUGCAUGUUCUGUGGCUGCCUUAGUGGAGAUGUAGGCCAGCCUCCCCACUCAUGUUCUCAUUACAGAGAAGUAAGCUUCCGGAAUGCGGCUGCACGGGGCAGGUGACCAUCUGGGCAGUGUCAUGAUGCUGAGCACCUUGGAAGCUAGCUUCUGGAUGUCACUUGGUAGGGGUUGAGUGAUAAAAGCCCAGGCUUCCUGGAGGAGCAGGUCUGGAGUGGGAAACCCUGAGAUUAUUCCGAGGAACCAAGGGAAGUAGGGAGUUAAAGGGGUUCAGGGUAAUUCCAGAGAGGUGGGGAAACUUCAGACUUCUUUCUUCCCCUCUUAUAGAGUCUGGGGAGAGCAAUAGGGUGUGAGCAGCUCCAUGCCUGCACACUGUUGUUUCUCGAUGCAGUACAAGCUCAUUGGACUACGGUAGCCCCACUGGGACACCAGGGUCAGAAGAGCAGCAAGGGGCAAAAACAUCUUUUCCAAAGUCUUGGGUGAUUUCAUAUCUAUUGGUAUAAAGGUGUUUUCUGCAGCAGGCUUGGCUGCUUUUGUAGAAAUGGUCAUAAAUACUGAAAGUGUCUUGACAAAGGUAGAAUGGAAGGAGCAUCUUUUCCUUCCUCAGGCCACCCAGGGUCAAGGGUCUGGGUGGUCUCUGAGGUUCUGACUUUACAUUCACGGACUCCUCGUUCAGUUUGCUUCCCACAAUCCUCUUGGGAACAACUGCAUCUUUAUUCCUCCAGUAUUUAUGACAAAAAGGUGCUAUGAAGGAGGCCCUCUGAGUGAAGUGCACACUCUCAGGGCCUUUAUAAGCAUUGUGAAUCUUUCCAGGCGCAACCAAUAUUUCCUAUAAACAAGAGUCCAGGAUAUGAAGUCUCGCCCAGGCUCUUCAUAUGAGUAAACAGUAGCGCUUUGAUUCAGUCCCAGGUGUUCCUGCUUCAGAAACCCAUGGCCUUUACAGGAUGUUGUCUGUCUUGACCUAAGCAGCUUGGGGCCAUGAGCCUGCUUAGGUUUGCUUGUGGCCUCAGGGAGAGUGGCUGUGUGAGGGGAUUUCUUUUUAUAUUCUUUGCCUAAGCAGAAGGAGUUCCCAGACACAAGACGCUAAGGCAGGCUGGGUUUAGACCAGGCUAAUUGCCUCAGUUCUAGGUGUCAGGAAGCCAGGAAGCCAUAUGAAGGAAAGCUGACAUCCACAUUAAAAUUAACCAUAGCUGUUAACCCUUAUUUUUGGUGUGGCAAACUGCACAAUUCUUGCCAGAAUAAAUGCCGUCAACUGCCUCAGGGCACUCCUUGGUUUGACUGUUCGGUAUGUGGUUGGGUGGGAGGGAGACAGGCUAAGGAAGCCAUUGCCCAGGACUCCAGACAGUUGUAGGAAGCACAGUGUCUUUCAAUAAAAGGCUCUUGUUUAAAACCUUUGCAGGGGGUACUGCACCUUCUCUCUGGGAUUCGGGAAAAGGGAAGAAAAAUUGAAAACCCCGGGCUUUGUGUGAACCGCAAGAAAUGGUAGGGCUCAAGGCUUCUCUAGUUUUAUGAGAACUUGUACUACUGAAUUUGCGAAUUUUUUUUUUUUUUUUUUUGAGCUGGACUACGUUUUGGGGGGACUACGUUGAGCUAUGAUGGCAUUUCACUGUGAUCCUCCAAGUUCAAGCCAGUCUUUAACUCAGUGUUGGCUUAAGUUUCCCUGGAGCUGACAUGUCAGCUUUUCUUCAGUGACAGUUGGUGUUCCUCUUGAUUUUGGUAUAUGUGCUUAAUUCAGAGUCUGUUCUGUAUAUGCUAUCCUAACUAUUCAUUGUAUUAAUUGAUUUUUUUUGUUUUGUUUUUGUUACCUUGCUUGAAGAUUGAUUUGUAUUGAAUUUGAUAGAAAUAAAUGUUUUUCUGCUUAA
This is a messenger RNA of Mus pahari (shrew mouse), 4381 nucleotides long. RefSeq names its product adenylate kinase 4 (gene Ak4). The record is from RefSeq and is a predicted model, not a curated record. Lineage: Eukaryota; Metazoa; Chordata; Mammalia; Rodentia; Muridae. Gene Ontology annotation, cellular component: cytoplasm; mitochondrion. The coding region runs from base 375 to 1046 and encodes 223 amino acids. Gene Ontology annotation, biological process: nucleobase-containing compound metabolic process. The transcript has 6 exons. Gene Ontology annotation, molecular function: ATP binding; nucleoside diphosphate kinase activity; AMP kinase activity.